AUGGACUCAGAUAGCUCCUUAUGAAAAUCCCAAGCUGACGAUCUCCAUUCUAAAUUAGAGAACCUAGAGCAGCUUUUAACAAAAUUUGAAAUAGAAUCCUCAAUUGACGAGUUCCCUACAAAUGAUUUUAUUGAUAGGAAUUUACUCAAUCAAUUUAGCAAGCAUAGAAAACGCAGCAGCGUUGACAGUGUCAGUGCUUUAUUGCAAAGUGACCCUGGGUUAAAUAUAAAUUUAAAAGAUAUUGCAGCAGAUGCCAGAAAGAAAGCAGCGAUUCAGCCUAUUCAAGAAGUGGAUUCAAGAACACCUCCGUUACAGGUAGAAGAAGUAAUUGCAAAUAAUCUUAUAGAAACUGAAAAAACGAGAUCAGAAAGAGGCAGAGUGGAAAAUAAUGAGUAUGAAAAAGUACUAAUGGAAGAAUACAAGAAAUGCGAGGCCAAACUUAUGAUAAAAAACGAAAAAAUCGCCUUACUCAACAAAGAAAACGAACUAAAAAUUAAUGAAAACAUUGAUCUUAAACUUAAAAACAAAGAACUCCACACAAAACUUGAAGAAAAAGACCAAAAAAUCAAGAAACUUGAAGAAAUUAUUUCUUUAAAUUCCAAAGAGCUUAAAACUUCAAAUGAAGAACUAAUAAAAUCUUUUGAAUCAGAAAUUGACAUGAAAACCAUAGAAAUUGAAACUUUAAAACAAAAAAUUUCUUCCCUUGUCAGUAGUUCUUCAAUCACCCAAAAAGACUGACAGAAUGAGAUUGACAUGCUCAGAAAUAAAAAUAAAAAAUUAUUAAUAAUAAAUAAAAACUUUGGUACCGGUAGCUGUUUUUCUAUUCAGUAAAUAAAGCAGGAAAACCUAAUCUGUAUUCAUUAUAAAAGGAUAUAAUAAAAAAACACAAAACUACAAGAAGAAAUUGAAUUUUUAAAGAAAAAUGAAUUAGUCACAAAUAAGCAUAAAGCUGCAGUAGAGAUAGCGAAAAAGAUGAAUAAAAGGUAUAAAGCUAAAAAUCUUGAAAAUUUAAGCCGAGAAGAUUUAAUUGUGCUAUAUUUAGAUUCAGAAGAAAGGCUUAGGCUGCGAGAACAAGAAAUAGCGGAGUAUAAGCAGCUGAUUGACGGUGAUAGAUUGUCUGAAGAGCAAGAUGAGGACUAUUCUUAA
Blepharisma stoltei is the source of this 1146-nucleotide messenger RNA. The record is from the annotation of a GenBank genome assembly. Lineage: Eukaryota; Ciliophora; Heterotrichea; Heterotrichida; Blepharismidae.